This is a messenger RNA of Bipolaris maydis ATCC 48331, 375 nucleotides long. The record is from RefSeq and is a predicted model, not a curated record. NCBI's taxonomy places the organism in Eukaryota, Fungi, Ascomycota, Dothideomycetes, Pleosporales, Pleosporaceae.
AUGCACCCGACCCAGAUCAGCAGCGGCCUGCGAGGCGGCGCUUGGGGGGCUAAGCCUGCAUUGGCACACGACAGCUGGUGGUCUGGAUUGUGCGCCGUCUGCGUGCGUGUGCGGCAUACUACGACUGACUAUGUGAGCAAGUAUACAAGGACUGCCGUGCGAGACGGGCCUGGCGACAAGACGAGCGCCCGAGCAGGCGGACAGCAGCGAGCGGACAGCAGCGCGCGGACAGCCGACAGCGAGCGCGCCCUCUGGCUCGUCCGACGCCGCCGUGACGAGCGUCGAACAAGACCGAAGGCCAUGGAAAGCUGGCAGCCCAGAGUUGGCCGUCCAGUGGCGGUUCCGACGAGGGGGGGCGUGGCCACGCUGCUUUAG